AUGGCAGAAGAGUUUAGUGCCCUACUUGUAAACCAGACGUGGUCUCUUGUUCCUUGUCCAUCUGGUAUUAAUGUUGUUGGCUGUAAAUGGGUCUAUCGAGUUAAACAGAAGUCUGAUGACUCUCUUGAUCGUUGUAAGGCGAGAUUGGUAGCCAAGGGCUAUACUCAGUCACCUAGUGUAGAUUAUGGUGAGACCUUUAGUCCUGUUGUUCAACCCACAACUAUACGCCUAGUACUCUCUAUUGCUAUUUCUCGUGGUUGGUCUAUUCAUCAGCUCGAUGGGUUUAUUGAUUUUGUCCGACCAGACUAUGUUUGCAAACUACAUAAGGCAUUAUAUGGUCUCAAACAGGCGCCCCGUGCAUGGUUUAGUCGGUUUGGUUCCUUUCUACUAUCACAUGGAUUUCAAAAUAGCUGUGCAGAUUCAUCUAUAUUACUUAACUCUGAUUUUUCUAUUACUGAUCUUGGUGAUCUUCAUUAUUUUUUGGGUAUUCGCGUCAUUCGGUUGGCGAAUAGUUUGCAUCUCUCUCAGAGUAAGUAUGCUCGAGAUAUUCUUGACCGUGCUGGUUUGUUACAAUCCAAGUCUGUCUCCACCCCAUCCUCUUCUCGAUUUGCCACUAUUGAGGACUCUGUUGUUGUUGAUGGUACUUUAUACCGCAGUCUAGUGGGUGUUUUACAAUAUUUGACUCUGACUCGACCAGACAUUGCCUUUGCGGUAAAUAUAGCUAGUCAACACUUACAUGCUCCUACUUCCACUCACCUUGCUGAUGUUAAACGCAUUUUGCGUUAUAUUACCGGUACUCUCGAUUUUGGGUUGUUGUUGAAACCAGUUACUACUUAUUCUCUUACUGCAUAUUCGGGUUUUGAUUGGGCUAGUUGUCCUGAUACUCGUCGAUCUACCACUGGAUCUUUGGUUUUCUUUGGUUCAAAUCUCAUUUCUUAG
This is a messenger RNA of Nicotiana tabacum (common tobacco), 939 nucleotides long. The record is from RefSeq and is a predicted model, not a curated record. NCBI's taxonomy places the organism in Eukaryota, Viridiplantae, Streptophyta, Magnoliopsida, Solanales, Solanaceae.